Messenger RNA from Lacerta agilis (Sand lizard), 2081 nucleotides. It is a transcript of the gene FBXL20, whose product is annotated as F-box and leucine rich repeat protein 20. The transcript has 16 exons. The coding region runs from base 553 to 1869 and encodes 438 amino acids. NCBI's taxonomy places the organism in Eukaryota, Metazoa, Chordata, Lepidosauria, Squamata, Lacertidae. Gene Ontology annotation, cellular component: SCF ubiquitin ligase complex. Gene Ontology annotation, biological process: SCF-dependent proteasomal ubiquitin-dependent protein catabolic process. The record is from RefSeq and is a predicted model, not a curated record. Gene Ontology annotation, molecular function: protein binding.
CUGCGCCGCCCUCAUCCAAUGAGCGGCGCUGUUGCUGGCAGGUGCGGAGUGUUUUUGUUUUGGGUAGAAGGAGAAGAAGUAGUAGUUGUAGUUGACGAAGGCCGAACUCUCUCUCUUGCUCGCUCGCUUUCUCUUUGCUCCCCCCCUCCCUUCUGGAGUGGGCCUAGUCGGCGGAGGGGGCUCCGGCCGGCCGACCCCCCCACCUCAACCGCACCCGCUGAGGAGCCUUAACGCCGCCCGGGCCCUCGCCGCUGGUCUAGGGAGGCAGACGGGCGACUACGGGCUUUCCGGCUGCUGCCUCCCCGGCUGCUGCGCCUCCCUCAGCCCCGCAGCGCGAAGGGAGGCCGCGGGGCUGAGCGGGCAGCCGCUGCUGACGCCGCCGUUCAGGAGCCGGGGGGGCCAGGCCCGGCCCGGCCCGGCCUGGCCUGCUCUCACCCGAGCCGACCCCCGCCGGGCCUUCACCAUGAGGAGGGAAAUGAACGGAGUCACCAAGAGCCGGUUUGAGCAAAUAUAAGAGAACCAGGAAGUGGAUGAGGGAACCGUGUGUCAGGAAUGAGCCCAUGGUAUGUGCUUUCUGAACUGGGCCUCCAAUUCUGUCAGAUGUUCUCAAACAGUGAUGAGGCUGCAAUCAACAAAAAACUUCCCAAAGAACUGCUGCUUCGAAUAUUCUCCUUCCUGGAUGUGGUCACGCUUUGCCGUUGCGCUCAGGUCUCCAGGGCGUGGAAUGUCCUGGCCCUGGAUGGCAGCAACUGGCAGCGCAUUGACCUGUUUGAUUUCCAGAGGGACAUAGAGGGGCGUGUAGUGGAGAAUAUUUCUAAAAGAUGUGGGGGUUUCUUACGAAAGCUGAGCCUUCGUGGAUGCCUAGGUGUGGGAGACAACGCAUUAAGGACGUUUGCACAGAACUGCAGAAAUAUUGAAGUGUUGAACUUGAAUGGCUGCACCAAGAUUACAGAUGCGACAUGUACUAGCCUUAGUAAGUUCUGCUCCAAACUCCGACAUCUUGAUCUAGCUUCCUGCACUUCAAUAACCAACCUGUCCCUCAAAGCACUGAGCGAGGGAUGCCCUCUACUGGAGCAGCUCAAUAUAUCAUGGUGUGACCAAGUGACAAAAGAUGGCAUCCAGGCUUUGGUGAGAGGCUGCGGUGGACUCAAAGCUCUGUUUCUUAAAGGCUGCACGCAGCUGGAGGAUGAAGCUCUCAAAUACAUUGGGGCACACUGUCCUGAACUGGUGACUUUGAAUUUGCAGACCUGCUUGCAAAUAACAGACGAUGGCCUCAUUACAAUAUGUAGAGGGUGCCACAAGUUACAGUCUCUGUGCGCCUCCGGCUGUUCCAACAUCACCGACGCCAUCUUGAACGCUUUAGGGCAAAACUGUCCAAGGCUUAGAAUAUUGGAAGUGGCUCGGUGUUCUCAGCUCACUGAUGUGGGGUUUACCACGCUGGCUCGGAAUUGUCAUGAGCUUGAAAAAAUGGACCUGGAAGAGUGCGUUCAGAUAACAGACAGCACAUUAAUCCAGCUCUCUAUACAUUGUCCACGGCUUCAGGUUUUGAGUUUAUCGCACUGUGAGCUGAUCACUGACGAUGGGAUUCGCCACCUGGGCAACGGUGCCUGCGCCCACGACCGCCUGGAGGUGAUUGAGCUGGACAACUGCCCUUUGAUUACAGACGCCUCCUUGGAGCACCUCAAGAGCUGCCACAGCCUGGAGAGGAUAGAGUUGUACGACUGUCAACAGAUUUCACGGGCUGGAAUCAAGAGACUCAGGACCCACUUACCCAAUAUUAAAGUCCACGCCUACUUCGCACCCGUGACCCCACCACCAUCUGUGGGGGGCAGCAGACAGCGCUUCUGCAGAUGUUGCAUCAUCCUAUGACGCGGGAGCCAAUCUACCUUGUGCAAAACAAAAACUGAGUAUUUAAAUUACCCUUCUAGAAGUAACAGUGGACACCAGUAUCUCCACACGACAAAAGUGAUGCCGGUGGUCUCUCGCAAGGGCCUUUCGAAAAGAAAGCAGAGCAGGGGGAGCUGGUCGCAGAAGUUUCUUCCCGAUUUUGCCCCAUAAGCCACACACAAAGACACACACAC